AUGUCCGAGGAACUCGCACAAGACGAAGAAGACGCCCAAGACUACGACCCCGAAGCUCUCGAACUCCGAUCGUCCAGACGUCACCAGAACGACGACGACGACGACGCCACCCUCGUCGGCGGUCAUCGCGGCGGAGCCAGCUCCGUCAACGAAGACGCAGUCGUAUUCGAGAUUGGUGACGAGGAUGCGCAGGAUCUGAGUGACGAGGAAGAUGAUCCUGCAAAGCAGAGGUCUGCGAGGCGCGUGCCGGCGCCACAUCGUGAGCAUGACGAUGAUGGGAGGGCGGAUGAACGGGAAGGAUUGAUGGGUCUGAAGGAUAGGGAUGAGUGA
This is a messenger RNA of Stereum hirsutum FP-91666 SS1, 330 nucleotides long. RefSeq lists its product as uncharacterized. The coding region runs from base 1 to 330 and encodes 109 amino acids. Lineage: Eukaryota; Fungi; Basidiomycota; Agaricomycetes; Russulales; Stereaceae. The transcript has a single exon. The record is from RefSeq and is a predicted model, not a curated record.